CGUCACUUGGUAUGCGACAGAGUCGCCUGCAGCUGCUCAGCCUGUUGGGGUAACGUGAUUGUUUUCACCCCGAAAAUGGUGAAAUCGGGGAAACUGCGAUCCGGCACAGGGUCGAAACUCAAGCGGUGGAAGAAAGGACACAGUAGCGACUCCAACCCGCAGACGAGUCGAUUCCGACAGGCAGCUAAAAGCCGCUUCUUCAGCCGACCCUCCGGAAAGAGUGACCUAACAGUUGAUGCCCUAAAGCUUCACAAUGACCUGCAGACAGGUCCGCUGGAGCUCAGUUCAGGUGGCCGUAAAGAUGCCUUUAUGGAAGAGGAGCCUGAUGAGGCGAUAUCAGACAGAACCUCGGGCACCUUCCUCAGCGGCCUGUCGGACUGUUCCAACCUGACCUUCAGGAAAGUGCAGCGCUUCUGGGAGUCUAAUUCUGCUGCUCACAAAGAGAUAUGUGCAGUACUGGCAGCCGUUACCGAGGUGAUCCGUGGUCAAGGAGGAAAAGAGACUGAAACAGAGUACUUUGCUGCUUUGAUGACCACCCUGGAGGUUGUGGAUUCAGCAGAGUCACAGGCUGCAGUAGCGUAUCUCCUCAACCUAGUCAUGAAACGGGUUCCUGCUCCAGUGCUCAUAUCAAAGUUUUCAGACACCACCAAGGCUCUGAUGGACGUCAUGUCGAAACAGGCCACAGCUGAAACUGCCUCGGCUCUGAGAUGGAUCCUGUCAUGCUUGGCCACAUUGUUGAGGAAGCAGGAUGCUUCCGUCUGGACUUACCCAUAUACUCUUCAGGUUUUCCACGGCCUGCUCAGCUUCACAGUGCACAAUAAGCCUAAGGUCCGACGAGCCGCACAGCAAGGGGUUUGCUCCAUUCUCAGAGGUAGUGAUUUCCUCUUUACAGAUAAUGCCCCAACUCAUCACCCUGCUGCAGCGACCACCGCCAAGUUCUGCAUCAAAGAAAUGGAGCAGGCAGGAGGCAGCAAAGAGGACACCACCACACUCCAUGUGCUGGGUCUUCUGAAGGAGCUGAUUGGGACUUUUCCUCUGGCAGCUGUCAAGUCCUGUUGUGAGACACUGCUGCGUGUGAUGACACUCAGUCACGUGCUGGUGACGGCGAAUGCCAUGCAGGCCUUCCACAAGCUGCUCAGUGGGAAGCCAAAUGCUUCAACCCUCUCACCAGAGCUCAACGCACAGAUCAUCACAGCUCUGUACGACUACCUGCCCAGUGAGAACGACCUGCAGCCUCUGCUGGCUUGGCUCGCUGUCAUGGAGAAAGCACAUAUUCACUUGGCAAACUUGCAGAGUUCUCUGAGUCUGGGCCACCUCCCUCGCCUCUUCUCUGCUGCCAUGUCUUGCCUGUUGUCGCCUCACGCACAGGUGGUUUCUGCCGCCACCAACACACUAAAGAACUUGUUGACUGAGUGCAUUGCCCCCUGCUUGGAUGAAGUAGGCAUCAUCAGUGCCACAGCAUCUGCAGGAAAUCCUGCUUAUAUCUGCAAAAUGUUCAAAAUCGUAGAAGAAGGAUUGUCGUAUCGCUACCAUGCCUCCUGGCCAUUCGUGCUGCAAAUUCUGGGCUGUUUCUAUCAAGUUGCAGGGAAAAAAGCUCACCCCAUCAUGACUAAGUCCCUGCAGUCUCUGGCAGACCUGCGCUCCACUCCUCAGUUCCCUUUCAGUGGAGAGUUGGACAUGGCUGUAGGAGGAGCAGUGGAAAGCAUGGGACCCGAUGUAGUGCUUGGUGCUGUGCCCCUCAACAUCACAGGCUUCAAUGAUGACUUGGAGUUCCCACGAAGCUGGCUGAUCCCAGUCAUACGGGAUCAUGUGAAGAACACACGCCUCGGUUUCUUCGCGUCUUAUUUCCUCCCUCUGGCGACGACACUUAAGCAGAGAGGUGAGGAGCUUGAACAAGCAGGACAGAAACUGGAGGCCAAAGUCUACCAGACUUUACAGCUUCAGAUUUGGACCAUGCUCCCUGGCUUCUGCACAUGUCCCGUUGACCUGCUAGCAUCCUUUAAAGGCAUUGCACGCACACUUGGUAUGGCUAUUAACGAACAGCCAGACUUAAGGCUCACAGUGUGCCAGGCUUUGCGCACUAUUAUCAACAAAAGCUGCUCCACAGAGGAAGAAAAGGUAGAAGUGGGCCGCUUCUCCAAGAACUUCUUGCCCAUCUUUUUCAACGUGUACAGCCAGCCACCUGCAGCUGGAGAGUCUGGCACCUACAGGAUGGCUGUGCUGGACACCAUCAAAGUUUAUCUCGCCGUCACUGAAACACCGAUGACCUGCACCUUCCUGCAAAAAGCCACUGACAAACUGAGCAGCACAGACACCACUGAGUUCACACGGCUGGCGAUGAUGGACCUUGUUGUCGCCAUGGCUCCCUUUGUCGACGAGGUCACCAUGACUAAAACGUUUGAGCUGAUAAGGCCAUUCUUAGAGACCAAAGAGCCGGGCAUGCAGAAGAAAGCAUAUCGUGUGCUGGAGGAGAUGUGCGGAGGAGAGAGGGAGGAGUGUCGAUCGUUUGUUAUGGCUAAUCUGGAAACACUCAAAGUCGUCCUGCUGGAGACUCUGAAAAACGCUUCUUCACCAGCAAAGCGGCCGAGACUGAAGUGUCUCAGUCACAUUGUGAAGAGACUUGGCGAAGAACACAAAGACUUUAUCGUGGCACUGCUUCCAGAGGUGAUUAUAUGCACAAAGGAAGUGUCUGUUGGAGCUCGUAAGAACGCCUACAACCUGCUGGUGGACAUGGGAAAUGCUUUUGUUCGCUUCUGUGGGAACACAAAAGAAGCCAUGGAGCAGUAUUUGGUGUUGGUGUACGUGGGACUCACCGGCUCCGUCACCAUGAUCACCUGUACAGUGUUGGCACUAACUCGAUUAGUGUUUGAGUAUAAAGACUCUAUAGAGGUGAGCACCAUGGAGCAGCUGCUGCACAACGUUUGCCUGCUGCUGUCAUCUCGUACAAGAGAGAUAGUCAAAGCCGCUUUAAGCUUCAUCAAAGUCAUCCUCUUCAUCAUGGACCCCAAGACACUGGCUUCACACGUUACUGUCAUGAUGGAGGGCAUCGGAAACAUCACUGACGACGUGAGGAGGCACUUCAGAACAAAACUGAAGAAUAUCUUCACUAAGUUCAUCAGGAAGUUUGGUUUUGAGCUGGUGAAGAGCAUGCUGCCUGCAGAACACCACAAGGUGCUCGUGAACAUUCGCAAGAUUGAGGCUCGCUCCAAGAGACGCAAGCAGGCCACAGAGCAGCCGGACGACUCUGAGAGCGAAGAGGAGUCACCUAAAGCAAAGACAGAAAGUAUUGAGGACAUUUUGGCAGAGUCGGACAGUGAUAUGUCAGAGGACGAAGGAAAGGCUAAGAAGAAAAAAGGCAAACCGCAGAAAGGCCGAGCUUGGCUCAGAGAAGGAGAGGACGAUGACCCUCUUAACUUCCUGGAUUCCAAAGUAUCACAGAGAGUGCUGGCCACCAACCCACAGCUGAAAAGGAGCAAUAAGGUCGAGCACGGCUUUAAAGUGACUUCGGAUGGACGACUGAUCAUUAAAGAUGACGAGGAGGAAGGCGGCAAAGGAAAAGAUGAAGAAGAGAUGAAAGAUAUUCUGGAAGAGGCUGGAGUCAAGAGUAAAAAGACACCGAAACGGAAAAUCCAAGACGACAACUUUGAUGACGACAUGGACAUCCAACCCAAUUUAAAAUACAAAGCCGGAGGCUCAGGAAUCCACAGACCCCUCUCUGGUCGGCCAGACAUGGGUGCUGAUUACAAGUCAAAGAAAGGAAAAGGAGAUGUGAAGAAAAAGGGAAAGCCGGAUCCUUACGCUUACAUCCCUCUGAAGAAAGACCAGCUCAAUCGCAGGAAGCGUGCCAAACUACAGGGCCAGUUUAAGGGCAUGGUGAAAGGAGCCCAGAAGGGGGCGCAGUCUGGAAGGAAAAUGCAGAAGAAGAAGAGGAAAGCUUGAGCGCAUACCCUUUAAAACUCAAUGGACUUUAAAUGUGUUGUGUGUGAUGGUGUGCUUGUAGCCCCAUUGGAGGUGUGUGUGUCUGUGUGUGUCUGACACAGUGCCACUGAAGGUGAAACCAGUUUGUUUUUAAACUGUGAUUUCUAAAGUAAAAUGAGCCCAGUGAGUCAAUGGGCUCUACCUGACAUCAAAUAAACCAGGCAACUGUAUUCCUUAACAUAUGCAUCGGUUAAAACUAAUUUCAUUAAGGCUGUGUUAUAUUGGGGCAGUAGUGUACGCCUCUGUUUUUGUGAUAUGUGGAAUUUUGCAGUAAUAACAGUGAAUUUGCAAACAAUUGCAAUUAAAACGGCAAAACUUCCCAGUUCUCUCCA
Messenger RNA from Solea solea (common sole), 4310 nucleotides. It is a transcript of the gene rrp12, whose product is annotated as ribosomal RNA processing 12 homolog. The record is from RefSeq and is a predicted model, not a curated record. Lineage: Eukaryota; Metazoa; Chordata; Actinopteri; Pleuronectiformes; Soleidae. The transcript is spliced from 34 exons. Bases 76 to 3939 code for a protein of 1287 amino acids.